This is a messenger RNA of Lachnellula hyalina, 690 nucleotides long. RefSeq lists its product as uncharacterized. The transcript has a single exon. Lineage: Eukaryota; Fungi; Ascomycota; Leotiomycetes; Helotiales; Lachnaceae. Gene Ontology annotation, cellular component: endoplasmic reticulum; membrane. Gene Ontology annotation, biological process: C-terminal protein methylation. The coding region runs from base 1 to 690 and encodes 229 amino acids. The record is from RefSeq and is a predicted model, not a curated record. Gene Ontology annotation, molecular function: protein C-terminal S-isoprenylcysteine carboxyl O-methyltransferase activity.
AUGGACUUGCCUGCCAUUCUUUUCGCCAUUGCCAUCCUAUUAGCAACUUGUCUGAGUUGCCUUGCAUACAUACCCCCCAAUCCAAACCCAAGCGGCCCGAAAGCAAAGGACAGAGCCUCCAUUCUCACCAGCAGUCUCUUUCUUUUACCUUGGCUAGCUACUACCACGUCCAUCGGCGCCUACCAUUCAUAUCUCGUUCUCUUUCCGCCUACCAUUUCAACAAUCCUCUGUACCUACCACGAUCGCCUCAACCCUUCCCUCUUCACUUGGAACCUCCACACCAUCCUCUGCCUCGUCUGCAUCCUAAUUUUUGCGUCGUUACGGCUCCUCUCCUUCACGCACUUGGGUCCUAACUUCACGUAUCGCAUCGCGCCCCCUAAAAAGCUCAUCACCACGGGAAUCUACCAUUACGUUCAGCAUCCUAGUUAUACCGCCCUGAUUGGGGUCGUCGUUGCUAAUGGCUUGCUGUUGGACAGACCAGAUGGUAUACCUGCGUGCUGGUUAGGGAAUACCUGGAUAGAGAGCCAUGCAUGGAUGAUUAUAGGAAGUGGCGUGGUCGUUGGGAUGGGUCUCUUGAUGAUCAGGAUUCGAGACGAGGAGCAGAUGUUAGAAGAUUCAUUUGGGAAGGAAUGGGAAGUGUGGCAUGCAAAGACUGCGAGGUUUAUUCCUGGUGUGUUUGAAUGGCUAUAG